AUGCUGCGCGCCUUGGUAGCUGUGUCCCUGUGGCUGCGGGUGAGCCCGCGGGCGCAGGGCGCUCCGUGCGAAGCGGUGCGCAUCCCCAUGUGCCGCCCCAUGCCCUGGAACAUCACCCGCAUGCCCAACCACCUCCAUCACAGCACCCAGGAAAACGCCGUCCUCGCCAUCGAGCAGUACGAGGAGCUGGUGGCCACUGGCUGCAGCCCGGUCCUCCCCUUCUUCCUCUGCGCCAUGUACGCGCCCAUCUGCACCCUGGAAUUCCUCUACGACCCCAUCAAGCCGUGCCGCUCCGUCUGCCAGCGCGCCCGCGACGGCUGCGAGCCCAUCAUGCGCCGCUACAACCACAGCUGGCCCGAGAGCCUGGCCUGCGACGACCUCCCCGUCUACGACCGCGGCGUCUGCAUCUCCCCCGAGGCCAUCGUCACCGACCUGCCGGAGGAUGUGAAGUGGACGGACUUCACGCAGGGCGUGAUGGUGCCGGAGAGACCCCCGGAGCCCGACUGCAAGGGCCGCGGCCAGGAGCGAUGCAGGUGCAAAAAGACAAAGCCUACGCUGACGACCUACCUGGCCAAGAACUACAGCUACAUCAUUCAUGCUAAAGUGAAAAGCGUAGAGAGAGGGAACUGCAACGAGGUAACAACUGUGGUUGAAGUCAAAGACAUACUCAAGUCUUCGACGCCAAUUCCUCUGUCUCAAGUGCCUCUUCUUACAAAUUCCUCCUGCCAGUGUCCACCUCUUCAGCCGAAGCAGGAUGUUCUCAUCAUGUGCUAUGAAUGGCGCUCAAGGUUGAUGCUUCUUGAUGGAUGUCUCGUUGAAAAAUGGAAGGAUCAGCUAAACAAAAGAGUUAAGAGGUGGGAGCAGAGACUGCAAGAACAGAAGCUGCGAACGGCCCGCAGUAAGAACCAGAAUGCAGGACGCAGUAGUCGGAGUGGAGCCCCAAAAUCACCAGCUAAGAACACCAACCCACUGGUCAGUGGCCCCAAAAAGGCCACCAAAAUAAGAAACGGCCAGAAAGAAGUCAACCCUAAAAAAGUAUGAGUAUGACAUCUUAAAAAAAAACCAACAAACAAGACUUUUCCUGCACGAUGAAGGUCACAAUCUGGCUUGGUCGGCAUGUUUUAUAAAUCCAGAACUCAUCGACUUAAAAACUCACGGUGGUUUCUACACAGACAUUUUUACUGCACUUUACUUUUAGAAGGUUUCCUUUUCUUUUCAAGCCACCGCAAGCCGUAGAGCGUAGGUUUGCACUAAUAUGUGGUAGGCAUAUUGAAGCUGACUGAACUUUAUCUUAAUGCUCUGAUUUGCAUUGCUAGAUAGAUCUGUCCUUGGCUCCUUAUGCCGGUGGCCCGCCCUGCUUCCCUGCCAGAGGUUGGAGAGCUACGUGGAGCAUCCCUUCUCUCCUCAGAAAGCACAACUCAUGGAGUAGCUGGAGAGUUAGUUAGUCUGGGAAUUAUUCUGUUGAGCUGAGAACCAUGGCAGCUGAGGAGCAGCAGAGGGUUGGUAACGUCUGGCAGACAUCUGGGGCAGCAAUUGCUGCAGCUGCUGCAGCUGAAUCUAUCUCCUGUUUGGAAUCACAGCCCUUGUUCAGAGUAUUUGGAAGCAUAGUUUACCAAUGAGCAUCUGGGUAUGCAUUGUGUGAUUAUUUUAUGUGUGUGCCAGAAAUAUUCUUACCGUGUUAGUAACUGAUCUUGUGAAUUUGUGUAGUAAAAAAUGCAUUGAAAGCUGACUUUUAAUUUUUUAUUGUACUUCAGGCUGGCUUCUGUUGUUAUAAGUUCAAAUAUAUUUAAGCAUCUAAUUGAAAAAUCAGUAUUUUUUAACAGGACAGAUUAAAGUGGAGCAGAUCUGUAGAAUUCUUAAGGGAGUAACACUUAUCUUUGCUGUAAUAUAGCCUUGUUAUGGAAACUGGAAUAGAAGCAUGAUUCUAAACAUAUCUGACAGCUGCUGUACAGUAUUAAAGAAAAGACAGGGCUUCAUGUGGCUCAGUGUUCAUUUGCAUAAUUUUUUAUCAUUUCACACCGUAUUUCUAAAUCUCUUUCUGAUACCAAAUAAUAAAUAAAUAA
Molecule: messenger RNA, 2063 nt
Organism: Apus apus (common swift)
Lineage: Eukaryota; Metazoa; Chordata; Aves; Apodiformes; Apodidae
Gene: SFRP4
Product: secreted frizzled related protein 4
Exons: 6
Coding region: 1-1041 (346 amino acids)
Biological process (GO): canonical Wnt signaling pathway; non-canonical Wnt signaling pathway
Cellular component (GO): cytoplasm
Molecular function (GO): Wnt-protein binding
Source: RefSeq, a predicted model, not a curated record